Messenger RNA from Aspergillus niger, 1710 nucleotides. RefSeq lists its product as uncharacterized. Bases 1 to 1710 code for a protein of 569 amino acids. The record is from RefSeq and is a predicted model, not a curated record. The transcript has 2 exons. Lineage: Eukaryota; Fungi; Ascomycota; Eurotiomycetes; Eurotiales; Aspergillaceae.
AUGUCCCCUCCCCCCCUCUGCCACGGAGAUCCCCACGUGCAAGGAACGGCUUCUGGAAGGCUGAUUGCCAGCCACGUGGAGUUGAGUUUCUGGGGUGGCGUUGACCCCCAAACAGGCCAGGUUAUUGACCAACACCACCCCUUGAGUGGCCAUUCUCUGGAAGGUUGCAUCCUCGCCAUUCCAGGUGGCCGCGGCUCCUGUUCGGGCAGCGGGGUGAUGCUCGAACUCCUGCUCAACAACCGCGGGCCCAAGGCGAUACUGUUCGAGCGCCGGGAGGAAAUCCUCACCCUGGGGGUAAUGGUCGCGGAGGAGAUGUUCGACAGGGCAAUUCCAGUGAUAACAUUGAGCUCAGACGACUUUCGGAGGGUGCUGAAACUUCAUGACACUUACAUCACGGUCAGUGAUGGACCGUCGGUGCUGACCACAAAGAUACAACUGUCCGAUGUGGAUAGAGCACUGAUUCAGGGCGAGUACGGAGAAGCCGCUCGCGUGGCCAUGCAGAUUGUCCUGCGAAUGUCCGAGUUAUUAGAGGUUCGCGAACUGAUCCCGGUCACCCAGGUUCAUGUCGAUGGCUGUAUCUAUACCGGGCCAGGAUCUCUCCUGUUUGCAGAGAAAUUGCGCGACUUGGGCGGCCAUGUUCUUGUUCCGACUACCUUAAAUUCUAUCUCGGUCGACCAGAAGCGAUGGCGCGCCCAAGGCGUAGAUGUGGCUUUUGGGGAAGCGGCCGACCGGCUGGCGAAAGCAUAUAUGGACAUGGGUGCGCGGCCAACUUUCACAUGUAGCCCCUACCAGCUGGAUAGCGCCCCUAAACUCGGAGAUCAAGUCGCUUGGGCGGAAUCUAAUGCUGUGGUGUAUGCCAACAGUGUACUUGGGGCGCGUACCAUGAAGUAUCCGGAUUUUCUCGACAUCGCCAUUGCUCUCACGGGCCGCGCCCCGAAAGGAGGACCGCAUGUUGAUACCAAUCGCCGAGCAUCACUAAUUAUUCGGUUGCACGAUGUUGAACGCUUGCAUGACCUCGAUGACUCCUUUUACCCCGUUCUUGGCUAUCAUGUAGGGACGCUGGCAACCACUCAGAUCCCGGUGAUCGUGGGCCUCGAAUCGCUCGCCCCAAACCGGGAUGACCUCAAGGCUUUUGGGGCAGCAUUUGCAACCGUCUCAAGUGCUCCGAUGUUUCACAUGGUGGGCAUCACACCGGAAGCAGAGACCAUAGAAGCCGCCAUCCGCCCCGGAACCUACCCAGCUUGUGUGGAUGUGCAGAUUGAGGACCUCAUUCCCUGUUGGGACACACUGAACACUGCAUCAGAGUGCCAAACCGUGGAUCUCAUUUCCCUUGGGAACCCGCACUUUUCACUGAGGGAAAUUCGACGACUGGCUACUCUAUGUCAAGGGCAUACAAAAUGCGAGGGGGUGGCGGUGAUGGUAACCUGUAGUCGUGCGACAUACAGCUUGGCUGGUCAAGCCGGGCUUAUUCAGGAACUGGAGAGGUUUGGUGUCCGAUUCAUCACUGACACCUGCUGGUGCAUGAUUACAGAACCCAUCAUCCCACGUUCUCCGAAUGCCAUCAUGACGAACUCUGGGAAAUAUGCCCAUUAUGGCCCUGGACUGACGGGGCGGAAAUUUUACCUGGGCAGCCUGGCCCGGUGCGUUGACACGGCCUGCCAAGGGCGGCCAGUUGACCAUCACCCAUCUUGGAUGGUGGAGAAGAUGUGA